AUGACCCCGCCAACCCCUUCACCGACUUCAUUUAUUCUUAUCUUCCCCCGCACCCCAAGCAAGAUCCCACUCGCUCCCUCUCAGAAACUCCACCCUUCCCGACGACCUAGAAGUUAUAGAAUUAGCACUAUAGCUACAAUGACAAGGUCUCUACCGCGUAUUGCCUGUUUCCACGGUGGCGGGUCAAAAGGCGCCAUCUACGAGGUUCAAUGCUCGCAGCUGGCCGGAUUGCUCAAGAAUGACUUUCAAUUCGUCUUCUUCGAUGGACCUUUCGAAAGCGGACCAGGACCAGGCAUUCUGCCCGCUUUCCGUGAUUACAAGCCUUUCCGGUCAUGGUUCAAGAAGGACGGAUCGGAAACGGAGCAAAAUGAUGGGAGUGGAUAUGACAUCUCGGGGCGGGACGGUGUGGAGCGGGUUUGGAAACUGAUCGAAGCGGCGGGGCCCGGUGGGGAAUGGGUGGGCGUAAUGGGAUUCAGUCAGGGCACCCGCAUCACCAGUGGACUAUUGUUGGAUCAACAGCGGAGAGCAGCAUUGGGGGAGCUGGGAAAUACUCCGCAACUGAAGUUUGGGGUGCUGUGUAUGGGUGCUGGUGCACCCAUGGUGUCGGAGAUUGGUCAUCGUAUGUUGCUCGUUUCCUUAGCUUUUUCAGUACCUCUGGAUAUUCGUAUUGACUUCUUGAUUGUUACAGAGAUGGCCGAUACGGGAUCGAUGGAUUUAAUCAAGAUACCGACGCUACAUGUUCAUGGACUGAAGGAUAUGUUUUUAGCAUUGGGAAAGCAACAACAUGCGACGUUUUAUGAGUCGAGUACAUCAAAGGUAUAUGAGGUUGAUUAUCAUCAUGCCAUGCCUUGGUAUAAGCAUGAAGUCCAGCGAUUGGCAGAAUUGAUCCGCGAGUUGUAUAAAGAGUCCAAUCGAGAUUGA
Molecule: messenger RNA, 921 nt
Organism: Aspergillus pseudotamarii
Lineage: Eukaryota; Fungi; Ascomycota; Eurotiomycetes; Eurotiales; Aspergillaceae
Exons: 1
Coding region: 1-921 (306 amino acids)
Biological process (GO): secondary metabolite biosynthetic process
Cellular component (GO): cytoplasm; nucleus
Source: RefSeq, a predicted model, not a curated record